Messenger RNA from Peronospora belbahrii, 960 nucleotides. Lineage: Eukaryota; Oomycota; Peronosporomycetes; Peronosporales; Peronosporaceae. The record is from the annotation of a GenBank genome assembly.
AUGUCGCUGGGUUUUUUGACCGAGUCGGCGCUCGUGCCAUCCAAGGCAAAGGGGAUCAAAGUCGAUGCAAAGUCGCUCGUUGACCUUAAAGCAGUUGUCUUUCAGAAGGAUCAGGAGAGGAAACGCCGCUUGCAGGAUGCGCUAACAAUGGAGAACGAUGAUGACGACAAUUUUAUUGGUCACAAGGCUUUUCGUCUCGGGAAAUACGCGCAUUUGCGAGGUGGUAGUAAGCGCCACAAACAGUCGAAAGAGGACCGAGUAGGUCGAAAAUGUCAAAAUAGUGGAGUAGAGACACGAUGUCAACGCGAUGAAGAGGCUAAAGCUAGAGAAGUUCCCGACAAAGAUGAUGACGCAGCAUGGAAUAAAUUGUCAGUGGAGAUGCUGCGUAAGAAGGCUAAACUUUACGAAGAGUUGUCGAAUGGAAUAGGUAUCGAACGCAUGAACGGGGAGUGUUUGGUGGAUUUUGAAGCUAAGAAAGAUACAGGGAGUAGUGAAGCGACAACGAUGGUGGAGAUUCUGGACGAGUUUGGACGCACUAGAAGCGUUGCAAUGGACAGUGAGGAGUAUUUGACGCUUCAGGAUACUCAAAAGAAAUUUGAUAAGGAACAACUUAAUCCGAAAAACCUUUUGAAUGAAGGCCACAACCAAGAUGAGGAGGCUAAGUCGGAUGGCGGUAGCUUUGUUGUCUCACAAUGGGAGAAAUGUCUGAAAAGCACGGAGAAAGACCAUUUAAGGGAGGUGCAUGAGCAAGCGAAUCGAAUGCAGUUGCUGGCGCAAAGGACAACGGCAGGUGCAGUGGACAAGAAGACGAGAAAUCAACUGCGGCUGGAACGUCUUCGCAAACAACGAGAAGAGGUACCGACGUCAAGCGAAAGUGCUGCAUUGGCAAAUGCUGCUGUCGAUUAUGCAGCGUCUGAGCAAGCCACGGACUUUUUGAAACAGCUGUCAUCUUUGAUGUAG